Cylas formicarius (sweet potato weevil) is the source of this 1241-nucleotide messenger RNA. Its product is annotated as inositol-tetrakisphosphate 1-kinase-like. The record is from RefSeq and is a predicted model, not a curated record. NCBI's taxonomy places the organism in Eukaryota, Metazoa, Arthropoda, Insecta, Coleoptera, Brentidae. Gene Ontology annotation, cellular component: cytoplasm. Gene Ontology annotation, biological process: inositol trisphosphate metabolic process. Gene Ontology annotation, molecular function: ATP binding; magnesium ion binding; inositol-1,3,4-trisphosphate 5-kinase activity. Bases 102 to 1067 code for a protein of 321 amino acids. The transcript has 4 exons.
AAUACAAGCAUAGUUUAUUUUGUAUUUUAAACAAUUGCAAACUUGUUUUUUAUCGUUAUGUUUAAGUGGACGCUUUAAUUAUUAGUCCAAAUUUUAAUAAUAUGCCAUCCAAGAAAAGAAUCGCUGUAUGGAUGUCGGAAAAAAAAAUUCAGAAAAUUAACUGGCAGGAACUGGUUUCCGUCUCUAACAAACACGGAUUCGAUGUUUUUAAAUUGAAUUUGAACAAGAAUAUUAGGGAUCAGGAACCUUUUUGUGUCGUACUUCACAAACUUACAGAUAUUAUUGCUUCAGCAAAUCAAGGGGAUAUCAAGAGUGCAGAUAUUAUCAAUGAAGUCGAACAGUAUUUUAGAGAAAAUCCUUCAGUGAUUAUAAUGGACCCAAUAUCGAAUGUAAGAAGACUUCUCGACCGUUACAACUGUUAUACCAUGAUUGAAGGGACUGAUUUGCGUAGUUAUGGUAUUUUUACGCCUAAUUUUUGUGUUCUGAGGACUAGCAGUUUAGACGUUAUUAAAAAACAAUUAAACAGUGCUCUAGUUACAUUCCCAUUUAUUUGUAAACCUUUAUUAGGCCACGGAUCUAGGCAAGCCCACGAAAUGUCGAUCAUUUUUGACGAGAAGUAUCUUGCUGAUUGUCGUACGCCGUGUGUGGCACAAAGUUUUGUAAAUCAUAAUGCUGUGCUCUAUAAGAUAUUCAUAGUAGGCGAAAAAUUUUGUUUUGUGGAAAGGCCUUCCUUAAAGAAUUUUUAUGCUACCCAAAGGGAAACAAUUCAUUUUGACAGCAGUGAUGUUUCCAAAGCAGAUUCUAAAAGUAGGUUGAGUGUAUUGGAUCCAGAAGAUAUUCACAAGGAAUGCACAAAACCUGAUCACAAGACCAUGCAAGUGAUAGCAAAUACUCUCCGUAGGUGUUUUGGGAUGGAUCUGUUAGGUAUCGAUUUUGUUAUUGAGACUUCAAGUGGUAGAUAUGCCAUUAUAGAUGUUAACGCUUAUCCUGGAUAUGAUGGUUUCCCCAACUUCUAUGAAGCCCUUCUGGAAUGCAUUUCAACAAAGUUACCUCUGAUUACUGAUUAAGACACAAAAAUAUACUUUAUAUAAAUAAAUAUUAAGGUACUACUGCCAAAAAUAACAUAUUUUAUAAUGCUCAAAGCAAAAGUGUUGUAAUAUUAUGCAAAGUCUGUUUAUAAAGUACUUUUAUAGUCAUCCAUUAAAAUUGUUAAGCAAUUUAUUUGAUUUAAUUUUUUUGGA